AUGUCCACCGAAAACCGCCCAGAGAUCCUCCUUCUUUCCCUUGCAUACCUGGACUUUCUCGACGAGGCCUACGCAUCACUGCUUGAUGACUUAGCCAAGUCCACUCGGCUGAAGCGUGUAAAGACGGCGAACGCGGCACUUCGCUAUCUGGAACACAACAAUCCCAGCGCCAUCAUCAUCACAGACCAAGGUUUGACUGACUGGCGCCACCAUGAAGUACUCCGAAAGGUAGAAACAUACGUACGUUAUGGCGGCCUUGCUAUUAUCGGCCUUCAUUUUCCCAGCUUUGUGACAAUGGACGUCUUCGACAACUUCUUUGCUUUUGGCUUUGGGUUGCCUUGGAAACACGGCGAUUAUGAGCGCACUGACUUUAAACGCAAUCCGUCCGGCGUCCUACCUCAUGGUACGAAAUCGUCUUCGUUGCCUGGGCCGUUUAGCAUGAAGGUCCUCCACGUCAAGGAGGCUCGGCCCCAUGAGAAGAUCUUCAUUCCAGUCACCACAUAUUCCAAGGAUCCACAGGCCGCAGUGACCGCAGCCCGGCUUGGAAGUGGGUAUCUAGUUUACUGUGGUGAUGUUAAUGGGGAAGAAGGUACAAAUAGGAUUAUCUGGUCCCUAUGCGGUCUUCAGGUCUAA
Molecule: messenger RNA, 633 nt
Organism: Aspergillus thermomutatus
Lineage: Eukaryota; Fungi; Ascomycota; Eurotiomycetes; Eurotiales; Aspergillaceae
Exons: 1
Coding region: 1-633 (210 amino acids)
Source: RefSeq, a predicted model, not a curated record